Molecule: messenger RNA, 1731 nt
Organism: Plasmodium coatneyi
Lineage: Eukaryota; Apicomplexa; Aconoidasida; Haemosporida; Plasmodiidae
Exons: 4
Coding region: 1-1731 (576 amino acids)
Source: RefSeq, a predicted model, not a curated record
AUGGUACACUCAAAAAAAAUAAUCAGCUCCGCAUCAUCAGGAGCGUUGCCAUCCCAAAGUGGUAAAAACGAAAUGGCAGUAGGAAGUUCAGAAAGUGGAGUGGGUGUAAAGAAGAGCACACAAGGAUCGUUCUUCACCAAGAGAACCGCUAUGCUCUUCUUUGUUGCUGCUUAUAUUUUUCUAAAGCACCAGGAUGACUUCGCAAGACAAAACGCUGCUGCGACAUUACAAGUGAGGAACAGAAUUGCCCGAAAUUUAAAGGCGAACACAGAAACUGCUCCAUCGGAAGAGGAACUCGAAUAUUAUGAGGAUGGUGAUGAGAGCCAUGGAGAUGGUGAGGAAGCAUAUGAGGACCCCGAAGAGGCCUAUGAAAGCCACCCCGAAGAAGCCUAUGAAAGCGACCCACAGGAAAUCUCUAAACACCACCCCGAAGAAAUUAGCAGAAGGCGCUCAGGGGAAUAUGCUCCUCAAGGGGAACAUGCUCCUGAGGGAGAACAAGCUCCUGAGGGAGAACAAGCUCCUGAGGGAGAAAGACAAUAUGUUGAUGAAGGUAGAGAAAUGGGAUGGGGAGAAGGAGCUCCUAAUGUAGAACAGGAAGUUCAACAACCAGGUGAACAGCCAUUUCCACUGUUUGGGGAGAGAACAAAUUAUGUCGCAAGUGCUGACUUAUGUUAUUAUGCUCAAUUUGUGAAGUUAUAUAAGAAUGCAUAUAAUGAUGAUAAAAAAAAAAAGAAAGAAAAGAAAGAAAAGAAAGAAAGAAAGGAAGAAGUAAAAGAAGAAGUAAAAGAAGAAGAAAUAAAAGAAAAGGAAGAAAAGACGGAGGAGGAAAUCCUGAAAGAGGAGAAAAAAAGUCAGAAGGAAUUAAAUAAGUGGAACAAAAAAGCAUACAAUGGUCUACUCGGUAAACUAGAAGAAUAUGAAGACCAAUUAGAAGAAGAGCGCAAAAGAUUAUUAAUAUAUGAGAAGGAAGAACAAAAAAAAAAAAAGAAUGGAAAGCCUGAACUGAUAAGUAAUUGGGAAAUAAAAAAAUUAAAUAUGCAUGGACAUGAUGAAAGGGAUUAUUUAGAACAUAUACCAAAAAAUAACAAAAGAUCAUUAAGAUAUGAUGAGGAAGAACAUAUAGAUGAUGAGGAUGGAAUGAACGAAUUAUUAUUUGAAGAUUUUAAAAAAUGGGAAAAUUACGGAACGCAUAAAAAUGGUUCCUUCUGCUACGAAAUGUCUUGUUGUUUUGAUGAAAGAUUGACAGAUAAAGAAAUAAAUAAGGAAUUGAAAGAAAUGGAAAAAUUUCCUAAAAAAUGCGAAUUGACCUCUCUUUACUGGCAAUCAUUCCUAAAUGAAAGAAGUAAAUAUAUCAAUGCUAACAAACGUCUGUUUAAAAAAUUCUUAGAAUUAAAAAAAAAACAAAAUUUCGAAACUAUCUCAGGAUAUAAGAACAAAUGGAAAAAAUGUAGUAAAAUAGUUGGUAAUAACUUUAAAGAACAACGCGAACAUGUUAAUGAUAUAUUUUAUACAUCUGUUGUAAAGGAAAAUUUAAGCAGAGAUGAAUUUAAGGAGAUCUUAAAUGAUGUUAGGGAUUCAUGGAAAGAAGUCACCCUUAAAGUAACGGAUGAGUGUGUAGCCCUUUUGGAAGAACCAAUUGUCCCAGAAGUGAAAAUCAUAGACUUUAACCCUUAUUAUGGGGAAGGAAGUUUUAGAGUUACACGUCUGAGCAGCCCCGAUCCAAGCUCCUAA